Acaulospora colombiana is the source of this 540-nucleotide messenger RNA. The record is from the annotation of a GenBank genome assembly. Lineage: Eukaryota; Fungi; Glomeromycota; Glomeromycetes; Diversisporales; Acaulosporaceae.
AUGGCACGUGGAGGCGAACUUUUUGACCGUAUUUGUGCCAAGGGCAAUUAUAACGAGCGUGACGCAGCUCAUCUUCCAGAGAAUCUUCUCUUCAAAACGAGCGACGAAAAUUCUGACCUUCUUAUUGCCGACUUUGGGUUGUCUAGAAUUAUUGAUUCCGAGACAUUUCACAUUCUUACUACCACAUGUGGCACUCCUGGUUACAUGGCACCUGAAAUUAUCAAAAAAGAUGGACACGGAAAGCCAGUUGAUAUGUGGGCUAUCGGUGUCAUCACCUACUUUUUGUUGUGCGGUUACACUCCCUUUGACAGGGAACACGAGCUAGAAGAAAUGAAAGCCAUCCUUCGAGCCGAUUAUAAAUACGAGCCUCCUGAGUACUGGAGAGGAAUAACGGAUACAGCGAAAGACUUUAUUGAUAAAUUGUUGACCGUUGAUCCGGCGCGUCGUAUGACUGCCCGUCAAGCACUCGAUCAUCCAUGGCUAACUGAACCUUUGCCAAGCCCCGUCGGUUACCCUCAGAAUCCUGAUCUGCUGCAUAGA